This is a messenger RNA of Triticum urartu, 566 nucleotides long. Its product is annotated as NADH-ubiquinone oxidoreductase-like protein. NCBI's taxonomy places the organism in Eukaryota, Viridiplantae, Streptophyta, Magnoliopsida, Poales, Poaceae. The record is from RefSeq and is a predicted model, not a curated record. Gene Ontology annotation, cellular component: respiratory chain complex I. Gene Ontology annotation, biological process: mitochondrial electron transport, NADH to ubiquinone.
UGGCGACCGCAACGAGGAGGCUGCUCCCGACGCUCCUCAGAACCCUAACCGGCACCCGCCGCGCUGGCGCGGCGCGGGGCCUCGCCACGGAGAAGGCAGUCGGCGCCGCGGCCGUCGUUGGAAGCCACACCGCCAAAUGGAUGCAGGACACAAGCAAGAAAUCUCCAAUGGAACUUAUCAAUGAGGUGCCACCAAUCAAGGUUGAAGGGCGAAUUGCCGCAUGUGAAGGGGAUAAAAACCCUGCCCUUGGCCAUCCAAUUGAGUACAUAUGCCUUGAUCUGGAUGCACCUGCUGUGUGCAAAUACUGCGGCCUUCGCUAUGUUCAAGACCACCAUCACUAAGUAGAGAAGAUACCAUCCUUUACCACAGCAGAAUUUGGAGUUGCUGCAUGCUCAUUGGGUUCACAAUGUAUGCCAAUGUACUGUGUAUUGCGCUUGAUGGCAAAAUAUUGUCUUUGACUGUCAUCCUACUUUUUGUGACAUAAUAAUGUUGCAUUAACUUCGAAUUGAUUUUCUAUAGCUGACAUUUGUCGGCAUUUCCUGAAUUAACGCACUUUCCGUAUCAAA